Molecule: messenger RNA, 1903 nt
Organism: Thrips palmi
Lineage: Eukaryota; Metazoa; Arthropoda; Insecta; Thysanoptera; Thripidae
Product: D-2-hydroxyglutarate dehydrogenase, mitochondrial-like
Exons: 3
Coding region: 138-1649 (503 amino acids)
Cellular component (GO): mitochondrion
Molecular function (GO): catalytic activity; FAD binding
Source: RefSeq, a predicted model, not a curated record
CGUCGUCCCCACGUCCCCCACGUCCGAGCGGUGCGAGCGGUCCGGGCCCAAAACGCAGCGCGCCGGUCGGCGGACAAGGACUCGACGGACACAUUGGCGCUGCGGCGACGGUAGUGAGAACAGAGACAACAGAGGACAUGGAGUCGGCCCGGAAACUGGUGAACGGCACGGCGGCCGCGCUGCCGGACCUGACCACGGAGCGCUUCCCGCACCUGGAGCGGGGCGACUUCGCCGUGCUGGCCGACCGCCACUUGCGCUUCUUCGAGGACCUGCUGGGCACCGAGGCCGUGCUCACGGACCCCGUCAAGGUGGCCGCGCACAACAUCGACUGGGACCGGCACGCGCGCGGACGCGGCUCGGUGGUGCUGCUGCCCGCCAGCACGCAGCAGGUGGCCGACGUGCUCGCCUACUGCAACCGCGAGAAGCUGGCCGUCACGCCCCAGGGCGGCAACACGGGGCUCGUCUGGGGCAGCGUGCCCGUCUUCGACGAGAUCGUGCUCUCCACGCAGCGCCUGAACGAGAUCCUGCACUUCGACGAGGUGUCGGGCGUGCUGACGUGCCAGGCGGGCUGCGUCCUCGGCGACCUGGACGCGUACGUCCGCAAGCGCGGCUUCAUCGUGCCGCUCGACCUGGGCGCCAAGAACAAGUGCCACAUCGGCGGCAACCUGUCCACCAACGCGGGCGGCGUGCGCCUGGUGCGCUACGGCAGCCUGCACGGCUCCGUGCUGGGCCUGGAGGCGGUGCGCGCCGACGGCACCGUGCUCCGCCUCAUGAACACCCUCCGCAAGGACAACUCGGGCUUCCACCUCAAGCACCUGUUCAUCGGGUCCGAGGGCACGCUCGGCGUCAUCACGCAGGUGGCCAUCCAGUGCAGCGUGGCGCCCGCCUCGGUGCACGUGCUGUUCCUGGGCGUGCCGUCCUUCCCGCGCGUGGUGGACGCCUUCCGCGCGUCGCGCGCCGCGCUGGCCGAGACGCUGUCGGCGUGCGAGAUGAUGGACGCCGAGUGCAUGAGCGUGGUGGUGGACAAGCUGGGCUACCGCCACCCGCUGCAGUCCGACUCGCCGUUCUACGUGCUGGUGGAGACCAACGGCAGCGACGCGCAGCACGACCGCGAGAAGCUGGCCAAGCUGCUGCAGUCGGUCCGCGACGCCGACAUCGCCACCGACGGCGUCCUGGCGUCGUCCGAGGCCGAGAUGCACACGCUGUGGGAGAUGCGGCUGCGCAUCGGCAAGGGCCUCUGGGCGGACGGCUGCCUCUACACGUUCGACAUCAGCGUGCCGCUCAAGAUGUACUACGACGUGGUGCCCGAGCUGGCGCGCCACCUUCGCGACAACGGGCGGCCCGUGACGCGCGUCUGCGGCUUCGGACACAUGGGCGACAGCAACCUGCACCUCGGCGUCACCACGCCCACCUUCGACCCGGAGCUCCUCGAGUGGAUGGAGGAGUUCGUGUACGACUGGACGUCCAAGCGUUGCGGCUCCGUGGCCGCCGAGCACGGCGUCGGCUUCAAGAAGAACAGGUUCGUGCACCUGUCCAAGACCGCGCCCGCCCUCAGCGUCAUGAAGGGCCUCAAGGACCUCAUGGACCCCAACGGCAUCCUCAACCCCUACAAGGUGCUUCCACUCGGACUCACCGGAAAAUCGUGUUAGUCUUGGUUUGAUUACCAGAGUCGGCACGGGGAGCGAGCCAAAAUGCUGUGUCCAGUGUUUGUGUUCAUUUCAUUCUAGUAAGUUGAUUAAGGAUGUAUCGCGAUUUUUUAGUUUGUAAGUUCGGUUUAAAAGUAGCACGUUGAAUGUUUAUUAUGUUUGUAGUGUGUAAGUUUUUUUGCUGUGAUGAAUUUAUUUUUGUUGUCAUCAUUGUUGUACUGUUUCUACCAGAUUAAAUAAAUUUGAAAUCUGAAGAU